Molecule: messenger RNA, 2285 nt
Organism: Archocentrus centrarchus (flier cichlid)
Lineage: Eukaryota; Metazoa; Chordata; Actinopteri; Cichliformes; Cichlidae
Gene: gja4
Product: gap junction protein alpha 4
Exons: 2
Coding region: 143-1285 (380 amino acids)
Biological process (GO): cell-cell signaling
Cellular component (GO): connexin complex
Molecular function (GO): gap junction channel activity
Source: RefSeq, a predicted model, not a curated record
AGGCAAAACACAACCCGACUGGAGCAGCAGCGCAGUCCACCACUGGAUAGAGCGGAGGUGACAUAAAAGAGACACUGAUUGCUGGGACCUGUAAGCCAGUAAGGAGACAAACCCGACUUCAAGAGAGAGAAAGGAGCAGAGGAUGUCCAGAGCUGACUGGUCCUUCCUGGAGCACCUGCUGGAAGAGGGCCAGGAGUAUUCAACAGCUAUUGGUCGGGUCUGGCUUACCGUACUCUUUCUGUUUCGCAUGCUGGUGCUGGGGACUGCUGCUGAAUCUGCCUGGGAUGACGAACAAGCAGACUUUGUCUGCAACACCCUACAGCCCGGCUGCACUGCUGUCUGCUAUGACAACGCCUUCCCCAUAUCCCACUUCCGCUACUUUGUCCUCCAAGUCAUCUUUGUCUCCACGCCGACCAUCUUCUUCUUUGGAUAUGUGGCUGUAAGGGCUGGGAAGGAGAGGAGAAAAGAGGAUGAGAAGCAGGCCGAAGAAGGUGAUGCUGGCGGAAGAAAGAAAGGGGAUGUUCAGACAGAAAGGGGCAAUAAUGAUGGGAGCACAAAAAAUGAAGAGAAAGAGAAAGAAAAGAGUGGUGGGAAAGGCAGAAAACCGGAUAAGUCUUCUGAGGCUCCCAAACUGAAAGGCAGGCUGCUGGGAGCAUAUGCAUUCAGCAUCAUAUUAAAAGUCCUAUUGGAGGUUGGCUUUAUUGUUGGGCUUUGGUUCCUUUACGAUGGCUUCUUCAUUGCACCAAAGUUUGAGUGCUCAAAGAACCCUUGUCCUCAUAUGGUGGACUGCUUUGUGUCCCGACCCACAGAAAAGACCAUUUUCACCAUCUACACACAGGUGAUUGCCGUCAUCUCGAUGUUCCUCAACAUCAUCGAACUCGUCCAUUUACUCCAGCUUGCCAUCGCCUAUCGGCUGAAGAAACGCUCAGCCCAGCAACAAGACUACCUACCUUGGCCCGAGCGGGAACCGGUGCAACAAAGGACUCCAGAACUCCAAAUGGAGACAUCACAGGCUUACAAAGUAGGGAGCUGCAGCAACCUCCCCAUGCAGGGUCAGGCUGCACACUGUCCAAACCCCUGUGAGAGCUACGGGGACAUGGCGAUAGAGGGGAACUGGGGGACUGGAGAGGCUGGGACCGAUGCCCUUCCUAGUUAUGUGAACUGCAUGGGGGCCAUGAGGACAACACAUUCCCCUAGAGUCCAUUAUAAGAAACAUGCACACCACACUGGCAAAACUACUAAGGGUGCCCACAAGGGACACUCAAAACAAAAGAAUUAUGUAUGAUGCAGUCAGAUGGAUUAAUAAUGAUGUCUGUUUCUACGAGAGCUGUGUUUUUCACAAUUAUUAUCCUGCACAAAACACUUGACUGUCAGGAGUGAACAGUAAGGACUCAAACGGGGAGGGGGGGGGGGGCAGAGGAGAACAGCUACUGUACUGUGAACCUAAUGCCUCAGAGGCUGACAGACAUUCAAACAGAGAUUUAUCAGAUAAAUGGACCUAUUCAAAAUGAAGCAUUUUAAGAACACUCCCCCAAGGCAAAGAAAAUGAGACUCCACAUUGAGAGAAGAUUAAAGUCAUAAGAUGCCUUCAUGUUACAUUUAAUGGCUUUUAGUGCUGAAUGUGACAGUGGGAAAAAAUACUGCAAGGAGGGUUUGUGGAGAGGUUUUUUCAUGAGUGUUUAUUGGAGAGAAUGUAGCAGAAGCUAAAUUUAAGUAUAUUCCCUUGAGAUUUGCACUGUAACCCCUGAAGUUUUUUUUAAUUAAUUAAUUUUUUUUUAAAACCCAGUUCUUUCCCAGUGGCUCUGUCCACCCUGUGGAAUGUACUGGUCUCUAGAUCAUGCUCAGGUCCCGGGAGGAUAAUGACUGUGGAUGCAUGCAUGCAUGCAUGCUCACACACAAUAUCAUUUUCCCCUUUUACCCAGAGAGUUUUGGUCACUCAGAUUGAGGAUGUGGACUUGGACAGCAGGCGCAGAGGGAAGGGGAAGCCAAAUUAUUGGGAUUUGUUGUCGUCAACAACCACGGCAUUGUAUCUAUGAAGAAAAAGAGAGAGAACACAGAGCACAAAGACAAGCAUCCAGUUUGAAGAUGAAACCUUUUAGUGAGUUAGAGAUAGAACUUGCACAGUGAAUGAGCUGAAAGCGGUACAGAAAUGUACAAAUCUAAAGAAAGGAAAUAAGCAAUUAUGUGAACAAAAAUGUAUUUAAUGUUUAUUUUUGAGAUAUUGCAAAGAAAUACCUGUGAUUAUAUUUAUUAUUCUUGAGGAAAUAAAGUUUAAAGUACAGAGA